Molecule: messenger RNA, 1740 nt
Organism: Aegilops tauschii subsp. strangulata
Lineage: Eukaryota; Viridiplantae; Streptophyta; Magnoliopsida; Poales; Poaceae
Product: probable sugar phosphate/phosphate translocator At4g32390
Source: RefSeq, a predicted model, not a curated record
CCCCAUUCUCCACGUGGCCAUCCGCGGUAAGCCGGACCCGGAGCGUGUGACACAACACACAGGUGACAGGAGCCGGGCCACUCCCUCUCCCUGCCAAGAAACCCACACCCACCACACCCGUCCUCUCCAAAAUCCCCCAACCACCAGCCUCCUCCUCCUCCUCCUCCUCCCAGAUCCGCCUCCCCGCCCCGCCCCCAGAUCCCCCACGCAGGCGAGCGAACGCGCGCGCGCGCAGGCCCAGAUCCGCCCGCCGCCCCGCCGGAGCAGCCAUCCAUGGCGAAGGAGGCCGGCGGCGAGGGGGCCAUGUCGGAGUCGGUGCUGCGCAAGGUGCUCGUCUCCUACUGCUACGUCGCGGUGUGGAUCUUCCUCUCCUUCACCGUCAUCGUCUACAACAAGUACAUCCUCGACCCCAAGAUGUACAACUGGCCCUUCCCCAUCUCGCUCACCAUGGUGCACAUGGCCUUCUGCUCCUCCCUCGCCGUCGCGCUCGUCCGCGUCUUCCGGGUCGUCGACCUCCCGUCCUCGCCCGCCAUGACCACGCAGCUCUACACCAGCUCCGUCCUCCCCAUCGGCGCGCUCUACUCGCUCUCCCUCUGGUUCUCCAACUCCGCCUACAUCUACCUCUCCGUCUCCUUCAUCCAGAUGCUCAAGGCGCUCAUGCCCGUCGCCGUCUACUCCAUCGGGGUGCUCUUCAAGAAGGAGACCUUCCGCUCCUCCGCCAUGCUCAACAUGCUCUCCAUCUCCUUCGGCGUCGCCAUCGCCGCCUACGGCGAGGCCCGCUUCGACCUCCGCGGGGUCGCGCUCCAGCUAGCCGCCGUCGCCUUCGAGGCCACCAGGCUCGUCCUCAUCCAGAUCCUCCUCACCUCCAAGGGGAUCUCGCUCAACCCCAUCACCUCGCUCUACUACGUCGCGCCCUGCUGCCUGGGGUUCCUCUUCCUGCCCUGGGUCUUCGUCGAGCUGCCCAGGCUGCGCGCCGUCGGCAUGUUCGAGCCCGACUUCUUCGUCUUCGGCACCAACUCCCUCUGCGCCUUCGCGCUCAACCUGGCCGUCUUCCUGCUCGUCGGCAAGACGUCGGCGCUCACCAUGAACGUGGCCGGCGUGGUCAAGGACUGGCUGCUCAUCGCCUUCUCCUGGUCCGUGAUCCGGGACACGGUGACCCCGAUCAACCUCUUCGGCUACGGGAUCGCCUUCCUGGGCGUGGGCUACUACAACCACGUGAAGCUGCAGGCGCUCAAGGCCAAGGAGGCGCAGAAGAAGGUGGCGCAGGCGGACGAGGAGGCCGGCUCGCUGCUGCAGGAGCGCGACUCUCACGGCGGCGAGCGCAAGACCGAGACCCAGUCAUCAUAGAGCCGCUCAUCUCAUCCGAUCCGAUCCGAUCCAACAACACCAACAGCACGCCCAAUUUGGUUGGUUCUCUCAGUCCGGCGUAGCAGGUUCCCCGAAAUGUGAUCCUUACAUGUUUGAUGAUGCAAAAUCUGUUCAUUUCUUGCCUUAAUUUGUGGUAGGAAGGCAAAUAAAUACAGGAAACAUGACAAUUUUUGUGCCGGGCGUGUGAAAAUACGAUAGUUCUUAGCAGACAGUGCUACUACCAGUAUCAAAAAAAUUGUAUUCCGUUGUCUAUUGUAUCAUCAUCAUCUUUGUACCAGUACCAAGCAUUCGCAUUGCAUCGAGUAAGUUGGUGCCGUAGAGAUGUGGCGAUCGAGCAGCAGCUAGUACUAAUAAAAGAUUCAAUUUUCGAAA